AUGUCGCCUCUCUCCAGUACUUUUUGUUACUCAGCAUUCUUUAUCUUAUUCUUGUUUGUUCAUUUUACCGAAACAGCCAACUUAGAUACUAAGCAUCCCGCGAAAGGAUUGCUCAAGGUCCGUCUUGACUAUGGACUUGCAACACAGCCAGUACAUGGAGAAGAUGAGGGAGAGGGCUCCCAUCGAUGGGUUUUCUCGUCAUAUCUUGAGUUCAAAGAUCCAGUGUCAUCAAUCACCGACUCUCAGCUACUAAUGAUGGCUCAGAAUGCACACAAGGAGAUGGAGAUUGACAUGAUGCAAUAUGACCCUGAAGAUAAAGAUGGUCAGUUCGCGAUCCUUCCUACGGUCAUGACCAUUCUUGCCUUUGAUAAAAAAUUAUCUUGGCAUCUUCUCAGAGAGGAAGAUCGGGAUUCAUUAACGAGUGGCCCCAAAGCCCAGUGA
Molecule: messenger RNA, 441 nt
Organism: Fusarium oxysporum Fo47
Lineage: Eukaryota; Fungi; Ascomycota; Sordariomycetes; Hypocreales; Nectriaceae
Exons: 1
Coding region: 1-441 (146 amino acids)
Source: RefSeq, a predicted model, not a curated record